Molecule: messenger RNA, 966 nt
Organism: Monodelphis domestica (gray short-tailed opossum)
Lineage: Eukaryota; Metazoa; Chordata; Mammalia; Didelphimorphia; Didelphidae
Gene: OR56B4
Product: olfactory receptor family 56 subfamily B member 4
Biological process (GO): G protein-coupled receptor signaling pathway
Cellular component (GO): plasma membrane
Molecular function (GO): olfactory receptor activity; G protein-coupled receptor activity
Source: RefSeq, a predicted model, not a curated record
AUGAUUCCUGUCCCCAGUACCCCAAACAGCUCCCACCUCCAGAUUUCUGAGUUCAUCCUGAUGGGUUUCCCAGGAAUCCACAGAUGGCAGCAUUGGCUUUCUUUUCCCCUGGCAUUGCUCUACCUCUUAGCCCUCAGUGCCAAUUUCCUCAUCCUGCUGACUAUAUGGCAGGACCUCACACUGCACAAGCCCAUGUACAAGUUCCUGGGCAUUCUUUCUGUAGUGGAUAUAGGCCUGGCCACCACCAUUAUGCCCAAGAUCCUGGCUAUCUUCUGGUUCGAUGCCAAAACCAUCAGCCUCCCUGAAUGCUUUACUCAGAUAUAUGCUAUUCACUGGUUUGUGGGCAUGGAAUCAGGCAUUUUCCUCUGCAUGGCUUUUGACAGAUAUAUGGCCAUUUGCCAUCCUCUUCGUUACCCUUCCCUUGUCACAGAUACUUUUAUCUUCAAAGCUGCAAUGUCAAUGGUGCUCAGAAAUAGCCUGUUAGUCAUGCCAGUGCCUGUGCUGGCUGCCCUGCGCCAUUAUUGCUCGCGAAAUGAGAUUGAACAUUGCUUGUGCUCUAACUUGGGGGUCAUCAGCCUGGCCUGUGAUGAUAUUACAGUAAAUAGAUUCUAUCAGCUGGCCCUGGCUUGGGUCAUGUUUGGAAGUGAUAUGGCCCUGGUCUUUUCCUCUUAUGUCCUGAUCCUAUGCUCUGUGCAGAAGCUGAAUUCCCCUGAAGCCAUUUCAAAGGCAUUAAGUACAUGUAGCUCCCACCUCAUCCUCAUCCUCUUCUUCUACACAGCUAUCAUUGUGGUAUCUGUCACACACUUGGCAGGGAGGAAGUUCCCCUUAAUCCCUGUGUUCCUCAAUGUACUGCACAAUGUCAUCCCCCCAGCGCUCAACCCCAUGGUGUAUGCUCUCAGAACCCAGGAGCUCAGGCUAGGCUUCCAGAAGGUAUUUGGGCUAGGUAGAGAAAUGUCUAGGAAGUAG